AUGGUUUACCAAUGUCAACACUGUGAGGAGAACGUCAGUGGUAAUGAUGGCCGUCUACUCAAUAUGCUCCCGCCACAUGUUUCAGCAACAUAUCCUGUAUUGCCCAAGUAUGCUUGCGGUGGAUUUCACUUACACAAGGAUGCAAGCAGAUUCUUAGAGUCCAUGAUGAAGACAUAUGGAAAUGGGGACAUGGUCAGCAAUUUGCUGCAACAAUCUGUUGGUAUCCACUAUACCCAGAAGGCAGUAUCAUACCUGAGCAAGCAUCCUAGUCGCCCUUUCAUGAAGUUGGAAGAGUUCACAAACGGCAAUUGGCCUCCCAGUGGAGCUACACUGCGACGACUCUUCGAGAGUGCAGAAUACUCUCCUCUCAACAUUUAUGGAUACUCUAAUUUUGAGCGGUACACUCGAGAAUGUCAAAGUGUGACAGUGGUGGAAACGGAAUCCAUUGCAACGGACCACACCUUCCAAGUCACCAAUGCCUAUGGUAACAAGGAAGGGAUGAAAGCAAUGUUCACCUGCAUCAAAGCGCCGUCAAAGGAGAUGGUCGCAAUAGUAGGGGUGCCCUCUACAAAACUCCAAGACGCUGCACAUUGCUUGAAGCAGAGCUGUAUCAAACGUGGAAUGAAGCCAUCGAUUAUCUCAACUGACAUGAUGCCACAUGGAGAAGAGUUUUGGAAGGAACUCUAUGGAGAAGAUAUUCAUUGUCAACUGGGUCUUUUCCACUUACUUACAAGAAUAUAUAGUACCUUGGAUCGCCGUUCCAAUCUCUUUGGGGAGUGCUUGCUUGCAUUGAAAGAAUGCAUCUAUAGAUUUGAUCCGGCAGAUUUGAAGAAUGUGAGGGAAGCGCUCAAGGCUGGAACUCUUUCAAAUAACGGGAAACAGUACACAGAUGCAGAAAUUGAUGAGAUGCAACGCACCAAAGUUUUCUCUCGCCGUUAUUCCAAGUACCUGAAGAAAGAGUUUCACAGUGCAGUUCAAAUUCAAUCCAACCUUGCUGCUUGGAUUGAGAAUUGGGAUCAUGAGGAGGAUGAUUUCCAGAGACCUGUUUUUACUUACAAGACAGCGGAUACUACAACAAACCAGUAUGGCAAGAUUAGCUAUGUACUUGACUGCAUGACAGCUGAAACCUACUCUGCAAUCCCGGCACCACCAGGUUCAAAACAUGGGCUUCCAACAUUCAAAAGCAACCGCCCUGAAUCCAUGUUGGAGAAGUUCCAUGAAUUGUUGGCCCACUACUGCAAUAUUGGGUGUGGCAAUGAAUUUGCAAAUGGUAUAAUAAUGAAAGGAUGGACGGAGUACAAUGUCACUGCAAGACACCGCUACUACUGCAUGAGAAAGCGGUCUGCAAACCAACUUGAACAACUUCAAGCGCUUGAUAUAACUCCUACGUUCCUUGACCAUUCUUUGUUACACUGCAUCAAUGAACAGUCACGGGAUCUUGGACAUGGUGAUCUGUUCAGCAACUAUGAGAAACCACCCAGUAAGAACAAUGGUGAAGUAUUCCUCAAGAACUACUUCAACCAACAGGUGGAACAGAACAGGAACCAAUUGUUUGACAAAGACUCAAAGCAGUGCACUUGCAAUGAAUGCAAAAUCCCAGCUGGGUCUCCUCCUGCAGUGCCUGCAGCUGGAGUUGAAGAUAACAAUUCUCGUCUACUCACUUGUCAACUCACUUGUCAAAUGGACUUGAUGGCACUUGAUGGCACUUCUACUGCCACCAAUGCAGUGACAGAAAUGCCUCCAAUGCGGGUAGACCCACCAAGGCGUCAACAAACCUUUGGAUACUGCUUUCCUUUCCAUCCAUACCGGUGCGAUGAUCUCCAAAACUAUGUCAAGAGAAGACAAGCUGGCGAGGUGGUACGUGGAAGACCACCACACAGUUUCAACUGUCCUACUAAGUCAAUGUUGAAGGGCUGGGCUCCAGUUGAUUGA
Molecule: messenger RNA, 1932 nt
Organism: Cylindrotheca closterium
Lineage: Eukaryota; Bacillariophyta; Bacillariophyceae; Bacillariales; Bacillariaceae
Source: the annotation of a GenBank genome assembly